Molecule: messenger RNA, 2661 nt
Organism: Aspergillus nomiae NRRL 13137
Lineage: Eukaryota; Fungi; Ascomycota; Eurotiomycetes; Eurotiales; Aspergillaceae
Product: putative RNAPII degradation factor Def1
Exons: 3
Coding region: 1-2661 (886 amino acids)
Cellular component (GO): nucleus; cytoplasm
Molecular function (GO): ubiquitin binding
Source: RefSeq, a predicted model, not a curated record
AUGUCUGAAGCUCAAACGAGGUCUUCUGCCUCUCGUGGCAGGGUAUCCGCUCGCGGCGGUCGCGGUGGCUAUAGCUCCAGAGGUGGUCGAGGUGGCAGCAGAUCUGCAAAGGCAGACAACUCAGAUAGCACGCCCGCUACAUUCGAAGACGAGGGAGAAAUUGGUCAGAUGAAGAAGAAAUAUGCAAACACUCUACCCAUGCUAAAGGAAUUGUUCCCUGACUGGACGGACGAGGAUCUUGUCUUUGCGUUGGAGGAUGCAGACGGCGACCUCGAGGAGGCAAUUGAUCGCAUAACUGAAGGUAACGUUUCUCAGUGGGGUGAGGUAAAGAAGAAGACUACAGACCGGAGCCGCCCCAAGCCAAAGGAGGCACAGAGCACCCCGACCGAGUCGACUACUGCUCCCAUUCGAGGAGGCCGUGGACGUGGUGGAUUUGAGAGCCGUGGUGGACGUGCUCGUGGAGAUCGUGGUCGUGGCGGUCGUGGCGGUCGUGCUGGUGCCCACACCAAUGGCAGCCGUCCAGAGAAGCUCGCUGCUCCUACCACAGUGGAGACAGCUACCCCCGAGGUCACCCAGACUGAGAAGCCGACCGAUGCUGAACCUACAGCUCCUGAACCAGUCGACGCCUCGAGUGUACCGAAGCCCACUGUGGUCCCCGAGGGUACCAAGAAGGGUUGGGCAAGCUUGUUCGCGAAACCGGCACCUCCUCCUCCCCAGCAGAAACCUGCUGCUGCCGCUCCAGUACCAGCCCCGGCUCCAGCUCCUGCUGCCGCUGCUGCACCUGCGCCUGCGCCUGUGCCUGCCCCCGCUGCCGCUGCCGCUGCCGCCCCUGUUCCCGAGAAGCCUGCUGCCGAACCAGUGCCCGAGCAGAAGGAACAGAACGAGCAGAAAGAACAGAAAGAGCAGAAGGCGCCUGAGCCUGCACCCGUCCCUAUUCCGCCUCCGGUUCCGGUUCCUAUGGAGAAGGCGCCUGAGCCUGUUAUCCCUCAGCCUCUCGAAAAACCUGCUGUGCCCGCCCCGGCGACUGAAGUUGCAGCCCCCAAGGAUGAUUUGACCAGGACGAAUCUUGCGCAGAUCCCCGACGUCUCUCCCCCGGCUCCCACAGCCACCGCUGCUAGCACCGUGGGCAGCGCCCUUGAUGCUAACAAUGCUGCAGCUGCCGCAACACCCACACGACCUGCACCUGCCUACCCCACCAGUGCACUUAAACAGAGUGUUCGCGCUGCCGGUGCCCAGCGCCGUGUGAUGGAACAACAAGAAGCAGUUGUCAUGCCAGGAAACCAUGCUGUCGACCGGGCUGCAGUGCAGUUCGGCAGCAUGGGAUUGAACGGCGAUGCUGCUGAUGUCGAUAUUGAUGAGAACCGUGAAGAUGCUGAAACUCGUGCCCAACCCCCUCAACACUCUCCCGUGGCUCCUCGUGCCUCCUUGCCUCCUUCUACCCAAGGCCAGGCUUCGACCGAGAGCCCCGCUGUCUCUCGCCCAGCCCCUGGACUCCCCCCCGUUCCUCAAGCCUCUGCUGCCGACUCCUCUUUCAACGACUUCGCCCGCUAUACCGAUGCUCACAAGCCCUACGACCCCUUCAGCCAGCAGGUGACCCAACCUCAGCCUCAGAUCCAAGAACCAUUCGCCAACCAAGCUCCCGUCCAGCCGACCGUAACUACUGGCAGCGAGUAUUCUCCCUUCUACGCCGUCGACCAGCGUCUCCCUUACAACUACUAUGGCACCUAUGGCCAGUCCCAGGAUGCUACCGUGGCCCAGAGAGCUGCCGCCGGAUUUGGUGUCUCGGGCGCGGAAGUGCAGCCCCAUAUCCCUACUACUCAGCCUCCCAGCCGCUAUGGCCAUGUUGACGCACCCAACAGUGCAUAUGCCCGGCCAGGCGCUCAUACCUACGGAUAUGGAUACCCUUAUUUCUCCAACCCCCACUAUGCUUCGUACAUGAGUCAGAUGAGCGGACACCAAUAUGGCCGCAACCGCCCGAUGUAUGAUGAUGCUCGCAGAUACGACGACCACUAUAUGCCUCACACGGCCCAGUAUGGCUAUGGAAGCCAGUAUGGUCCGUAUGGCAAGGCUGGAAUGUACGGCCAGCCUCACGCUUUCUCUUACGACCACUCUUCGUCGCCCGCAACUACCGGCAGCUUUGCACAAGCCAUGCCGGGCCGUGACACCGUCUACGGCCGUACCGGAUCUGCCCAACCAUCGGAGAGCCAGCAGUCUGCAGCCGGCUCGAACACCUUCGGAUCGGGCAUGUCGGACGUCUUUGGUCGCUCCCAGGGUGGCUUCGGGCAGAAUCAGCCCAUUUCUCAGCAGCCCCCAGUGACUACGGAGGAAACUAAGACCUUUGACACGCCCAAGGCCUCUGGACCCAGUCCUUCCCUGGCUCAGGCUAACCGCCCUGGCUCCGCAACCAACAGCGUACCAGGUCAGCCUCAGGCACAAACUGGCCUUCCCCCUCUGCAAGGCCAGCAGGGUCAGCAGGGCUUUGGCACCUAUCCUCAGCUGAACCCUCAGUAUGGGGGUCUCGGUGGACUUGGUGGACACCAGGGUGCAGCCACUCAAACCCACCACCAGGCUACUGGAUACGGUAACUACGGCGGCGCCGGCUUCGCUAAUUAUUAUGGCAACACUGGCCGCGGUGGCUGGGGAGGCAAUUACGGUCACUAA